Messenger RNA from Gigantopelta aegis, 340 nucleotides. RefSeq lists its product as uncharacterized. The transcript has 4 exons. Lineage: Eukaryota; Metazoa; Mollusca; Gastropoda; Neomphalida; Peltospiridae. The record is from RefSeq and is a predicted model, not a curated record. Bases 8 to 313 code for a protein of 101 amino acids.
CGUUGCCAUGAAAGACCCAGUAAAGCGAUCGUGCUGGUUGAAGCCUCUUGGUGAAAGAGAGACAUAUGAAGAAACGAAAAGGAUCAUUGACAGUGGAAAAGAAAUGAUGCAGACCGAUGAAAACUGGAUUAUCCCUAAACGAUCUCUGAAGAAGGACCAGGUGAAGAGAGAGGUUGGAAGUCUGUUGGCCGACUUCUGUUCUGACUCAGAUGUCUACAUGCUGAAAAGAGAUACCCUGGGCCGCACUCGACGAUCGAGGAGCUGUACUCGUAACUGUGGAAUCUGUGCUGUAGCAGCCAAGCAUCAGCAGUAAAACAUCACUGCUUUGUGUACUUCGCUG